GAGAAAAUGAGCCAUCAAGGUGUGGUCGUUUUGAACGUGGGAGGAUUGAAAUUCACCACCUGGCCUUCUACGCUACAGCAGUUCCCUGAGUCCAGGUUGGCAAAGAUGCUCAGUGGCAGCGAUCGAGAAUUUCGGCUGAUGAACGGCGAGUUCUUUGUCGACCGUGAUGGAGUCCUAUUCAGCUAUAUUCUGGAUUUCCUAAGAACACUCCAGGUUUCUCUGCCGAGUGAUUUCACCGAUUAUCAGAGGCUGCAGAGAGAGGCUAACUUCUAUGAACUUUAUUCCAUGGCUGACCUUCUUAGUCACGAACGUUUGUUGAAGCCAAAGAUGGAGAUACUGGAAAUACGAUUCUUGCUCCAAGAGACACAGGCUUUUUUUCGGGUUUUUGGUUCCUGCAGCACGACGAUUGAUGCACUAGCUGGCUGCAUCACCGUCUUCGCAGAACAGCUUGGGGGGCCAACCUGGAAUAACCACAGCAUUCCGUCUCAGAAACCACUGGUCCCCUUGCCUUUGGAGAGGCCUUCCCAUCAUGACAUUAUUUUCCAGUGUGGCACUGACUAUAGCGAUCGGCUCGGGGCAAGGUAUGUUUCUAUCAAACCUGAUCACAGGAAACUGAUUAAUGGGACAAAUGUUCUUGGCCUGCUGGUGGACGUCCUACUGAAAGAAGGAUUCCAUUUAGUAAGCACCAGGACAGUCUCCUCUGAAGAGAAAAUCGAAUGCUACUGUUUUGAGAGAACAAGACAGCCAGAUGCCCUCCCGAUUGGCCAAGCCCAGCAGGGUGCUGCUCCGCUCCAAACAAAGGAAGUCCAGAUUCACAAACAGAAGUGA
This is a messenger RNA of Euleptes europaea (tarantolino), 828 nucleotides long. RefSeq names its product potassium channel regulator (gene KCNRG). The record is from RefSeq and is a predicted model, not a curated record. Gene Ontology annotation, cellular component: endoplasmic reticulum. NCBI's taxonomy places the organism in Eukaryota, Metazoa, Chordata, Lepidosauria, Squamata, Sphaerodactylidae. The transcript has 2 exons. Gene Ontology annotation, biological process: negative regulation of delayed rectifier potassium channel activity; protein homooligomerization. The coding region runs from base 7 to 828 and encodes 273 amino acids. Gene Ontology annotation, molecular function: protein binding.